Molecule: messenger RNA, 742 nt
Organism: Aureococcus anophagefferens
Lineage: Eukaryota; Pelagophyceae; Pelagomonadales; Pelagomonadaceae
Gene: LHC4
Exons: 2
Coding region: 12-656 (214 amino acids)
Biological process (GO): photosynthesis, light harvesting in photosystem I; response to light stimulus
Cellular component (GO): membrane
Source: RefSeq, a predicted model, not a curated record
GUAGCUACAAUAUGGACCGCCUCCUUGCCGCUUCUCUCGUCGCCUCGGCGGCCGCCUUCGGCGGCGUCUCGCCGCCCGUGCUCAAGGGCGUCGGCAUCACCGCCCCCUUUGGCAACGCCGCGGACGGCACGUGCUGGGACCCCGUCGGCUUCACGACGCGGACGUCUGAUCCUUUGAUGCUGUGGUACCGCGCUGCGGAGCUCAAACACUCGCGCGUCGCGAUGCUCGCCAGCGCCGGCUGGAUCGUGAACGGCCUCCACCUUUCGUUCCCCGGCAACCUCGCGACGGGCGUCAAGUUCAGCGACCUCGCGGCCAAGUCGCCGCUCGAGGCGUGGGAGGCGACGCCGUUCGACGGCAAGGUCCAGAUCCUCAUCGCCAUCGGCCUCGCGGAGUUCCACAGCGAGUUCGGCGCGCCCUACAAGACGCACUACACGAAGGGCGGCUCGUUCCCGGGCAACCAGCUCAACUUCCUCGGCGACAGCAAGUGGGAGGACGUCUGGGGCGGCAAGGUCAUCUCGACGACCUCGGCGAAGACGGACGCGCAGUUCCUCAACCAGCAGAACGCGGAGCUCAACAACGGCCGCCUCGCCAUGAUCGGCGUCAUGGGCUUCUCCGCGGCCGCGCUCGUCCCCGGCUCCGUCCCGCUCCUCCCCUAGGCGCGGGCGGCAGCCGCCGCGACGAGGCCGCAGCGCUCGUCACCCCGCGCGACGCCUAGCCCCGGCGCCGCGUAAACACCUUCGCU